GCAGAGAGUUACAGCUACAGAGUGGAUCUGCGCGGUCGGUGCGCAGACGCAUCAGGUGCGCACCAGGAGAGACUCCAAGACUGAUGAAUGCUGUACAGAGAACCAGACAGCUUUGGAAGAUUUGCAUACACGUAUUACAAAUGUGAAGUAUAAGAAUAAAGCGGAGGAUUUACCGAAAGCUUGAGAUAAAGAUACAAGAAAGCAAAAACAGUGUCUACAGGAGCGCUAAGCGUCGCACCGGACCAUAAACCCUUGCUCUUAAAACUGUGUCAUGAAGCGGCAGCAGCGGGACACAGACCUCCCAUAGGUCAUUUUGUCCAAGUUUCAAGUGCAUCUAAAGGGAGAAAAAGAAAUCAUGAACUCAUCAGAGUCUGUUUGGCUCUGGGAAGAGCCGUGGAACCUCAGCAGAUCGGAGGAAGAGGACCAGAAACUUUUAUUCGGUAUCGGCACGGAUAAUUUCAUUACGCUGCUGGUUUUCGGGCUCAUCUUUACGCUCGGUGUGCUGGGCAACUCCAUGGUGAUCACCGUGCUGGCCCGGAGCAAACCAGGGAAACCACGGAGCACCACCAACAUAUUCAUCCUCAACCUGAGCAUAGCAGACCUCUCCUACCUGCUUUUCUGCAUCCCUUUCCAGUCCACCAUCUACAUGAUGCCGACAUGGGUCCUAGGCGCCUUCAUCUGCAAAUUCAUCCACUAUUUCUUCACUGUGUCCAUGCUGGUGAGCAUCUUCACUCUGUCUGCCAUGUCCGUGGACCGGUACAUUGCCAUCGUGCACUCCAGAAAGUCCUCCUCUAUCCGGGUGGCGAAGCAUGCUUUCAUUGGAGUGGUGGUGAUUUGGAUACUGUCUCUGGCCAUGGCUGCGCCUAUCAUGUAUUACCAGAACAUUUUUCACAGAGGCGAGAAUCACACCUUUUGCUGGGAAGUGUGGCCAGAUCAAAACCAGAAGAAAGUCUAUGUCGUUUGCACGUUUGUUUUUGGUUAUGUGUUGCCUCUGCUGCUGAUUACCUUCUGCUAUGCAAAGGUUUUAAAUCACUUGCACAAAAAGCUCAGAAAUAUGUCAAAAAAGUCAGAGGCAUCAAAGAAAAAGACUGCUCAGACGGUCCUGGUGGUUGUGGUGGUGUUCUGCCUCUCUUGGCUCCCUCAUCACGUUGUACACCUUUGGGUGGAGUUCGGGACCUUCCCGCUGAACCAGGCCUCCUUCGUCUUACGGGUGGCCGCCCACUGCCUGGCGUACAGCAACUCAUCUGUCAACCCGGUAAUCUACGCCUUCCUGUCAGAGAACUUCAGGAAGGCUUAUAAGCAGGUGUUCAAAUGCCAGAUUGGAACCAGUGACUUCCCACUCAACGACAUCAAGGAGAUUCGCAGCAAAGCGGACACUCCGCCCUCAACUAACUGCACCAAUGUUUGACUGACAAGGUGUGGAUGGUGACAUGAAAAUUAAUUACCUUUAUUACUGCCACACUGAAAGUCAUAGUGACAGAACCAUCAGACAUGUGGGUGUGUGGAUUUUUUGAUGUAGGUAAGUAUGGUUGCUUGGAUAUUGCUACAGCUUUAUUGUUCCACAUAAGCGCUGUUGACUAUACCAGGACCAGAGGAGAUAAAGCCACUGUGGCUGCAGUACAUGAUCACUCCCUCUCUGAUCAGUCUCAGUUUCCUGCAUCUCUUCUUUCAUAAUAAAAACCUGUGGAGUCUGAAUCUGAUCCUCUCUCUAAAGUGAAAUUCAUUCCGAUUGUAGACACUAUUUACAUAUGUCACAUCACAGUAUAUUUAUAAGCCAAUGCCUUAAAAUAUAUGAGUUAAUUGUACUUUCAGAAAUCAAAAGUAUUAAAAAUCUCAAUUGGUAGACUUUUUAAAUAAUAGUAAGAGUCGCAUUAUAUUGAGUCACAACAUAAUCACCUGCUGAAGUAAAAGUGUUGUUUGAAUGUGUCUUUUCUGCCUGAAGAACAGUGUUCUUGAUUGCUUUGUAACGUUUUACAGAACUGUGAUUACUUUUUUCAGGAACAAGUAUGGGAUUAUAAUUUCAAAUUCAGUAAUUACACUAAAUUUCCUAAUCUGAUUAACGGUAUGUUACUUCGACAUUUAGAGGGUCGGUUUGUUUGCUGCUUUACCGGGAAUAAGAUGGUGGGAAGUGCGUUCAGUGGAGAAACCACAGACUGUAUAAAAGAAGUGGACGUAGCCUCCGGGUCUGAAAAGUGAAGCCAAUGAGGAAGUACCUUAAACCUGCAUUUCUAAUGGCCAGCAGGGGGCGACUCCACUGGUUUCAAAAAGAAGUACGAUUGUAUAGAAGUCUGUGAGAAAAUGACCCUAUUUCUCACUUGAUUUACAGCAACAAACACUUUCCUAAUGAGUUUAUGGUCGCAAUCACUAGUUUCAAGCCUUCAGUACAGCAUUCAUUUUGUAAAUUCUGGUCAAAUUUAGAGUAAAAUAGAUGAUAAAGCAGGGUAGCUUUAGGGCAUGGCUACCUUGUGAUUGACAAGUUGCUACCACGGCAACCUGUCAGUUAGGAUAGAGGUAUAGUAAUGCGUAUCCAUGGCACUGUGUGCAUUUAAAUAGCCAUGAACUUGUUUUUAGGUGUUGUCCGUGUUUUCGUUUAAAAACUUUGACCCUUUCACAGUGUGUUUUCAGUUCAUGAAAGUUAACUGUAACAUUUCGCCAUGUCGCCUAAAAUGUCUUGUUCAGCGUGCAGUUGUACUAAAAGACUCUCUAAGGAGUCGGCUGUUAAUUUUUUCCAAUAAGUGCAUUUUGUUUUAAACCUGCUUUUUCGCUAGCAAAUAUUAGCAUACCAAUUAAUGUCACAGUUAAUGUGAAUUACGGAUGCAUCUUGCUAACCAAGCUAGCUAGCACUAGCAUUAGCUGAUAACUCAGUGUUUCCCUCACCCCUCCCCAGCUCCACCCUCUUGUCCAAAUAUGGUAACUUCUGGCUCCAAAAAACCAAGAUGGUCACGACCAAAAUGCCAAACUCAACGCUUCAAAAUGGUAGCCCACAAACCAAUAGGUGACAUCGCGGUGGCUACGUCUACUUCUUAUAUACAGUCUAUGGGACAAACUAGUCCGGGACAUGUUAGUUUGGUUAGCUUGACACAGGGGCUGGAGGUGUGGUGGGGAGGCAGCCAGUCUUUAUGAAAAGAGAAGAAAUGCUGCUCCUGGUAACCCCAAAAUUGUCAUAAAUUUAGACAAUUUACAUGUUGUAAAAUAACACUUAGCUGGCUUAAGUGCUAAUGUUAUCCACUUCAGAGUUGGAGGGUGUAUGAACGGGACUACAGUGGUCGGUUUCACAAAGAUAGACUGUGACUAUGGCUUAGAUAACUAACUAAUAGCCAGACCUCAGACAGAUGUCUAAAUUCAUUCAUUGCACAAAGCUGUCUAGUUCUUGACUAUUUUAAAGUGGACUAAUUUGCCAUGAAUUCUGGGUAAAGUAAGACCAAAGAUACUCGCAAAGAUAACGCAUUACAGGCAGCGCCAAUGGUAUGAAAUGGUAUACACUUCCUGUCUCCUAAGUAUGCGUGCUCGACUCGCGCUCGUGCUCAGUGUGCAGUCACCGGGGCUAAGCUAGCUGUAGUCAGUACCUCCAAACUGUAGGCUGGCACCUUGUUAAACUACAACUGGUUUUCCUAUUUCUACAUGUGUUAAAUACAGAAGAUGUAAUGUGUGGGUGUGGAGUUUUGGGCUAAGUAACGAAAGUAAUGUAAAGAGUAAUUACGUUUUUCAAGUAGGCCUACCUUGAACCAAAACUGCUCACAAAAGGUCGCCGUUGUAGAUAAGAAAUAAAAAAACCUACCGUUGUCAUUGCACUCAGUAUGAUUAAAGCCUGUAUUUUUAAUAGAUUUGGUUGUAAAUAUUACGGACACCGAAGCUGAUAUUCAGAUAUGCCUGCAGCCUCACUCUAUAUUUGGCUGUUAAGUUAACAGUUUUCAGAUUGUGUUGUGCUGUAUGAGCCAUGCUGUUGGACAUAUAACGCUUGAUGCUUGUUUUGCACCCUUUCUGGUAGCCAUCUUUCUACCGAUACAAACAAUCUAACAGGAGAUCCUGUGGACAUGAGGAAUUCUGAUGUUGUAUGCCAUGUGUAUGUGAUGUGCCAAGCCUCCACACAGCAGCUUUAUCUCAGUAUAUUCAAACAAAGUAAUUAAAACUAAACAAUAUGAGACCUUUACCUUGGACCUACGGUAUCGUACAUGUACAUCUUUGGAAGUUGUGAACUUGAAGGAAUGUGUUGCAUCCAGUAUUCACUUUUUACCUGAAAAGGAUCCCAAGUUAAGUUCAGUGUGGAUUUUCAGCCUGAGGUUAGGCAACCUGUGUGUCAUGGAGGGAGCAAGUCUGCUGCAGGUUUUUGCUGCAGCAACUGAUAUGACUGAUUAACACCAACUUCAAACAGAGAGGAGGAACUAAUCAGUGUAAUCAGCAGACUCUCAUCCUCCCUGUCAGUGAGGAUCUCAGAUUUAAGAGUCAAGGAUUAUUCCCAGAGAGCAAAGGAGGUGCAGUUGAUGACUUUGCUCAAUAGCACUGACUGUUCAGAUGGUGAUGCUCAUUCAUGCCCACACAGGACUGAGGACAUUUUUUAAAAUGGGCCAUUUGCAUGGAAAUCUAAUCCAGGAGGUGCAUGGGACAUGUCUAUUUCUUUGAGAUUAUGAUGGACACAUAUGGCAAUGUGAAUGAAUGGAAAUUCUGUGGCAAAUGAUACGGAUGUGGAACAUAAAUAGAGUGUUGUUUCCUUCAAAAUACCCAUAUAAAGAGCACAUGAACAAAAUAAUAUGUUUUCAGCAGACAAUGCAUUGUUUAAUUUUGUGUUUGAGAGGGACUUAGAAAUAAAUGACACUGUAAGUAUUUCUUUAAAUGCAGAGAACCCAUUUAAUAAUUACGGAGUACAGUAAUAUUGAAAAAAGAAAAAUGCUACAAAGGCUGAAGAGGUCCCUGAUGAAAAAUACUCCAAUACAACUAGUCAUGCUAUCAUUUAUUUUAAAUUUAUGUGUAAAUAUAUUUACAAAAAAUACUGGGAAAUUACAAUGUAAAACGUUUAUAAUGAAGUUUAUUAUGAAGUACCUAUUAUGAUUAAUAUAGUGUACAUUCUUGUUGUUGCUGGGGAACAAAACAUUAGCCUACAUCUUGGAAGAAGGGUGUACCUCUGUAACUAUAGCUAUAAAAUUAUGUUUAUGCUUUUAAAAUAAUAAUAAAAGCAGUAGUAGUAGUUCUGGGAUCCAGUGUAGGAACCAUCUGACAUUCAAAACUGAUGUUAGAGAAGAACCUGGACCAGCGUUUAUGUCCUGUCAUAUCACACCAUAGACAAUUAAGGAACCAAAUACAUAUAGCCUACUUUAACUCACAAACAAACUUCAUUAAAGUUCAUUGAGCUAUUCAUAAAUUCAACAAAUAGCAUGUGAUUUUUUUCUGUUUUUACUAACUUAAAAAAGAUAUAUAAACAAUUAAACAUGCAUGAGGAAUUCCAGCUGAGGUCAUGGUCAUUACUUUAUAGUGACAGUAAACUAUCAUCAGUUAAAAGCAUUGAAAAUGUGUUCUUUUUUUCCCUUCUUUUUCAAGUCAAUUUCAAAGUAAAUAUUUGGUAUGUGAGCUGUAAUAUGUAGUAUCACUUAUUCCGGCAUAUCAAUGUUAAAACAGAUGCAGAAGUGACAACAGUAAGUAGAAUUUACAGCAUUUGUUUGUUAGCUUGACAAUCUGUGGCCCUGAACUGAAUCUGGAAGCCUCUGGAUAAAGCAGAAUGAGCCAGUUGUUUGUCAGCUGUCUGGUGAUUUGCUCCUUUCAUAACAUAUUAGCUAUUGUGAAAGGACUAAUACCCGUCUGUACCCAGUAAUUAUGUAAUAUGGACCGUAAAGUUCUUGCAGUGUAAUUUGUUUCUAUGCCCCCCCCAUCUUAUUAUAUACCAUACAUGUUCUCUUGUACAACAUGAUACGUAUUUAGUACCCCAUAUGAACAAAAUACUUACACUGGAAUUUGUGGGCUAUUCUAAAGCGUUACCUUUAAUUUACCAUGUCAGUUUUUAGUGUUAAAAAUGCUAGAGGAUUUCUAGCAUGGCAUUAAAAAGAUGUGAAAUGUCAAAGCAAACACAAACACAUGCUGAGCUGAGUGAGGACAUGCAUUAAGGUGCUCUUUCUCAGUGUAGGUUUCUUGAGGGAUUCACAUUUUUUCAGUAUUUAUUUAUUAAUCCACUUAUAUGAUACUGUUUGUUAAGCUUUAUGUGUUUUACUGCGGUUGUCCUGGUGUGUCUUUUCAACCUUGUUUCCUGUAUGAAUUCAGCUGUGCUGUUUAAAUCAAAUAAUUUACCAGAAUAGGAUAAAAAAAAAGAUUAAUUUCUUGUCUGUUUUAAUCUUUCUGUGCUUGAAAUGCAACAUGUGAAAAACAGUAAAGGCUCUCGGAAAUAUCUGGAUGGUAUUUUGAAAUAUAUCCAGGCUUUUGAUUGUGUCUUUAUGCAGUGCUACAUAUACUAUAUAAUCAUAUUAAACUUUGUGGCAUUU
Molecule: messenger RNA, 6464 nt
Organism: Siniperca chuatsi (mandarin fish)
Lineage: Eukaryota; Metazoa; Chordata; Actinopteri; Centrarchiformes; Sinipercidae
Product: galanin receptor type 1-like
Exons: 3
Coding region: 356-1408 (350 amino acids)
Biological process (GO): positive regulation of cytosolic calcium ion concentration; G protein-coupled receptor signaling pathway; negative regulation of adenylate cyclase activity
Cellular component (GO): membrane
Molecular function (GO): galanin receptor activity
Source: RefSeq, a predicted model, not a curated record